Protobothrops mucrosquamatus (brown spotted pit viper) is the source of this 1153-nucleotide messenger RNA. It is a transcript of the gene TGFA, whose product is annotated as transforming growth factor alpha. The transcript is spliced from 7 exons. Lineage: Eukaryota; Metazoa; Chordata; Lepidosauria; Squamata; Viperidae. The record is from RefSeq and is a predicted model, not a curated record. Gene Ontology annotation, biological process: positive regulation of cell population proliferation; epidermal growth factor receptor signaling pathway; positive regulation of mitotic nuclear division. The coding region runs from base 1 to 552 and encodes 183 amino acids.
AUGGCCAGCGCGGCCGCCGAGGUCGCCCUGCUCACGCUCGCUCCCAUUGGUGCUUGCCAUGUGGUGGAGGAUGCCCAAUACGGAGAUCUUCCCUAUAGAAGACCUCCAAACAGUGUUUUGUUGGCGGUGUGCCAUGCCUUAGAGAACACAACAUCAGCCUUGAGGGGUCCCCCGGUGGCAGCUGCAGUGAGGUCCCAUUUUAACAACUGUCCAGAUGCCCACAGUACAUUUUGUUUCCACGGGACUUGCAGAUUCCUGGUGCAAGAAGAAGAACCUACUUGUGUGUGCCAUUCUGGCUACAUGGGUGCCCGCUGCGAGCAUGCCGAUCUCCUGGCAGUGGUGGCUGCCGCCCAGAAGAAACAAACCAUAACCGCCUUGGUGGUGGUUUCCAUCGUCGCCUCCAUUGUCGUUAUCAUGGUCUGUGUCCUGAUACAUUGCUGCAGGAUACGGAAGCCCUGCGAGUGGUGUAGGACGAUCGUCUGCAGGCAUGAGAAACCCACCGGGCUCCUGAAGGGGGCCACGUCUUGCUGCCACUCAGAGACAGUUGUCUGACAGAAAUCAGGUCUCCUGCAAUUCCACGGAUGGCAACAGCACAGAGCUCUGCCUGGGAGGUCUACAAUAUUCUGAGAAAAACUUUAAUAUGGACAAGACAGUUUCCAGGGGUUUAACCCGAAAGCCAAUUUAGUGCAACUUUUGAGGCCUUCUCCUAAUCUUCCACCAUAAUGCUGGUCGUCCAGAACUUUGCUAAAGGAGCAGCACGGUCGCUGUAGCUUCUGUGUUGUUUGUGACAACCAGAAAAUCUCCAAGACUCCUUUUUAGUCGAAAUAGAGAACAGUGACAAUUGGCAGCUUUAUAUUUACUUUAAGCACCAAAGGACAAGCUUGUUCAAGAAAGGGAAUGUAUCUGGUUUGUCUCGGAAAAGAUUUAACGGAGACCUGAUCCAACGUAACCCGAAGGGCUGGCUUUGAUUUGCACAUCUGUUACGUCUUUGACUCCUCUCCAAUGGAAGGAUGCUCCGUGUUAGGCCUUUGGGAGUAGGACCACCCUCCCUGUGAGCAUUCAGCUGCAAGUGUUCUUUGAGUGGAAAGACACCAAGACCAGGAGACUUCCCAAAGUGUCUGUGUUGGUAGUAUCCUGCUUGGGGAAGCAGAAA